ACUUUUCCUUCUAGUCAUUGGUCUUUGGUAUUGUUUGUUGUCUGGGGUUUCGACGAAGAAGAAUUCAAGAAAAUGGCGCGCCGGUUACGAUUCUCACGCAGCACAUCAGCGCCCCCAGUGGACAGAAUCUCACGCGAUGAGACCGGGGAGAGGCCUAGGGCAACGAGUAACGUAGACACCAAGCUGAACGACGUCGCACCGCCCGCGUUAUGUAAGAUCAUCAAGGAUGUAGGCGCGCAUGGAAAGCGGCAAUCCCGCAAAGAGAUGGAGAAGCGAAACUCGCAGCCAAAGAGCAGCAAAGGGUCGCACUUGGAAAUCCACAAGAUCGUCAAGGAUAUAGGGGCGCAUGACCCAACAAUCUCCCAGAAAGACACGUCGAAUCACUCGACCACCAAAGCCCCGAAGAGCUCCCAUCCAGGAAUCCACAAAAUUAUUAAAGAAAUCGGUGCGCAUGAACAGAAGCAAUCGCAAAAGGAGCCACCGAAUCGCGUGCAUUCCAAGUCGGUAGGAAGUGCACAUCCCGAAAUACAGCAGAUCAUCAAAGAGGUCGCCAUGAGCGAGCGCCGCCGGUCCCAACCAAACCAAGGUACGCAAAACAGUCGACCUCUUUCGAGGCGGGCGUCUCUAUCAUUUCUACGAAGAUCAAAAUCGACAUCAACGCCCAAAUCUGCGCCGGCACCACAAGAGGAGGUUCCCGCUGUACCUGAAGUUGUCGUCGACUCUCCUAUAUCCCCAGCCACAGCGAGAAGCAAAAGGAGCGCUUCUGCACCCACACGACCUUCGUCCGACCUACUCGACGCCGCCACCCUUGAAGCUUUAGCAAUAUCAAUAAUGCCCCCCGUGCGACCGGCUCGACCGAGCUUCACAAAUGCUACGCCUCGCGCAGCCUCUGCGCCCCGUCAGCGCUCGACUUCUGUUGGACAGUACUCGCUAUUCCCAAAGCCAUCUCCAACUCCUUCGCCACAGUCUUCGCCUGUAAUACUUCCUAUACUGCCUGUCCGUCAACGAGCCACUCUUCCUCCCAUACCAUCUCUACCGGCUUUAAAUAAGGAAUCCUCGGCUCACAAGGCCAAGUCACUCUCUACGAGCAAUUUGGCUGAUAAGUCGGAAUCGCAAAAAGCCCACAUGCAUAAACUCUCUAUUCAGAUCCCAAUAAAACCUAGCCAGCCCAUACCACAGGUCGACCCUGAACAGCCUCCAACGCGUCCGACUUCAUCGCAUUCCACCGCGUCACGCAAAUCAAAGCGAGUCACUUUCUCGGAAACUGGCCCCGAAGUCAUUAGCAUCUCGUCAAGGAAAAGCUCGCCGGAGCGCCGAAGGACCAAGUCGCCACAGCGAUCCCAUGCAUCUUGGAGUAGCGUUUUUCUUCUCAGCGACCCCGAAAAAGUUGAACGACCAUCACUCUCUCGUCACCUAUCUCUGCCAGCAUCGUCUUCAAGGUCAUCGUCCAAAUCAUCAAAUCGCAAGUCGAUUUUGAGACGCUCCAGCUCUUUUCACACAAACACCGUCACUGAAGAAGAGAAAACAGUCCCGGAGCGGAUACCAGAAAAUCCAAUGAUGGUGAAAAACCUCAAGAGGCUCCCGCGUAAAAAUUCUAGGAAAACUCAGCCCCUUCCAGCUUCAUUAUCAGGAGCGGCAGAGUCAUCUCCUCAAGUGGAGCCCCCAGCGUCCGCGACGAAAUAUACACGGCAUCCAAUCAUUGUUCCUAUCGCUACUGCCAUCACUACAUCUUCACCGUCACUCGCGUCCACGCCUUCGUCGACGCGUUCUUCUUAUUAUUCCUCGUCCUCGGCUUAUGACUCUUCCAGCUCUUCACGCACAUCUUAUUCUUCCAGUACUUCAUCCGAAGACAACAUGUUUCGUACUGUCAGUGAGCCUGUUCGUUUCUCCAAAAACGCGACAUCAAUACCACCCCCACCGCCACUACCAAUACAAAGUGCUGCGAUGUCGGUGAUGUAUGACGAUUCACCAACACUCGGCACACUGCCAGUCUUUCCCUCGUCAGCAGCCAAGCUCAAGACCGUCAAUUCUUGGGGAUCUGGGCCUACGGCAGCUAAGGCAGCGGCAGCGCACGCCCAGCAGAAACAGCGCGAGGGGAAAUGGCUGAAGAGCAGUGUCCACCGCCGCCAUUCUGCUAACGGGCGGGCAGAAUACAAUGCCCCCCCUCCUCCUGUUCCACCACUUCCUGCGAGUGUGGGAGCUUAUUGA
Periconia digitata is the source of this 2208-nucleotide messenger RNA. The record is from the annotation of a GenBank genome assembly. NCBI's taxonomy places the organism in Eukaryota, Fungi, Ascomycota, Dothideomycetes, Pleosporales, Periconiaceae.